Sparassis crispa is the source of this 1161-nucleotide messenger RNA. RefSeq lists its product as hypothetical. The record is from RefSeq and is a predicted model, not a curated record. NCBI's taxonomy places the organism in Eukaryota, Fungi, Basidiomycota, Agaricomycetes, Polyporales, Sparassidaceae. The transcript is spliced from 2 exons. Bases 1 to 1161 code for a protein of 386 amino acids.
AUGGCCGAUUACUCUGAUAUGCCAGGCCUUGUAGACAACCCGAUGCCUGCAGGAUACCCUGGCGCAACGCCCUAUCACCAAGGCUUCGGCAGGACCGUGACCUCAUCGGCUUCGGGGACACCGUGGACUAGUGCCAGACAGGACGGUGGAGCAGCUUGGGGCGAAACAAAUUCGCCGUGGGGAGGAUACGAAUCUACAGAACAGCAGCUGUGGCCUGCACCUUCUCCACAACACCAGCAGGCGUCGCCUUGGCCCGCGCCUGCGCCCAGCUUCGUAUCCGCGACGCCUGCCGGCUAUGUCCCAGCGUCGAAUCCUGCCAUGCCCACCACGAUGGAUUCGUGGGGCCGCCCCAUCGGGGAGAUGGUACAGAACGAGCGAUACAACGAUGAGCGGUAUACCGAUGAGCUGCCAUGGAAGAACGGCAGCGAGCUCUCGGCCUUGCGCCGGUCCUUGUCGCGAACGCACUCAGCGUUCUCCUCGAAUACGCCCAGCCCGGCGUCGUCGUCGCCUCUCUCGCGCUCGCGCUCGGUGCGGUCAGUGCUCGACCGACGCACGCUCCCGCCGCCCGAAUGGCGCCCAGAGUUCAGCAUGACCCGAUCGGGGCUCAGUCAGGCGCUGGGCUCGCUGUUCACCAAACGGCGCUCGUCGUCGAUAUCCCUCCCGUUCACCAGCGACGUCCGCUGGCCGAAGCUGCACCCGUAUCUGCGGUACAACGCGACGUCGCCGCCCAUGUGCCUCGACAUACGGCAGGUGCCGCUCACGAUGCAGUUCCGGGACGUGCGGCGGCAGGUGAACGCGUGGGACCUGACGCGCUUCGCGUGCGAGCCCCCCGUCGCGCGCAUGCGCCUGUACAACGCGCACCUCCCGUGGUUUAUCGACGUCGAAAGCACUAACCCUGUCGGCGUCACCCUUCACGAGCUCUUCAACGCCAUCUGGCAGUCGAUGAUGACACCGAUCACCACGAUGGACUGGUUUAACUGCGAGAUGGACGAUGGCGCGCGGGGCCGUAUCGCCGACGCGUGGGCGUCGCGGUGUACGAGCCAGGAGGACCGCAAGAUGGGCGUUCGCCGGGUCGAUUUCUUACUAGAUCGCGUCGUCCUGGAAGGGUUUGCGAAGGGGAGGGAAGGAAUGUGGGAGAUGAAGCUCAACAGGCUGCUGUGA